AAUCGACAUUUCGGGCAAAAGCCCUUCAUCAGGACUAAAGGCUGGGUCGGAUCAGGAGUUCCGGGGUUGGAACGGAGAAGCUGUCAUGUGACAGGAAAAUGUUGCAAAUUCAGAAGCGAUAGAAAUUAACAGAGAGGUGCAGAGAAAGAGAGAGACUGUGAAAUAGAGAAAUUAACAGAGUAAUACAGGGGGAGAGACUGGAAACAGGGAAAUUAACAGCGUAAUACAGGGGGAGAGACUGGAAACAGGGAAAUUAACAGCGUAAUACAGGGGGAGAGACUGGAAACAGGGAAAUUAACAGAUUCACUGAAAAGUUUUGGAGCCAGGUGAAAGGCAGGAGCUCCCGGCCGGAUCUGCUCCUGUCCUCCGCUGGAAGAUGCUUCGGCUCCAGGUUCUGUCCGGCCACUUGGCCCCGGGUUCCAGGCAGCAGUUGGCCCAGCCUCAGAGAGUUGAGGCCGGCGGAGCAGAGCAGGACGUGGUGCUGGUUCACGGAGUGAGGACUGCGAUCGGCAAAGCCAAGAGGGGGAGCUUCAAGGACACCACACCAGAUGAGCUGCUGUCUGCUGUCAUGCUGGCUGUGCUAAGAGACGUCAACCUUGACCCAAGUCUCCUUGGGGACAUUUGCGUUGGAAAUGUCCUUCAGCCGGGUGCUGGGGCACUGAUGGCGAGGGUGGCUCAGUUCUUGAGUGGCAUUCCUGAGUCUGUCCCUGUGUACUGUGUCAACAGACAGUGUUCUUCAGGGCUGCAGGCUUUCAUUAACAUUGCAGGUGGUAUCAGGAACGGUUCCUAUGACAUUGGCCUGGCAUGUGGAGUGGAAAGCAUGAGCCGACGGCCAGUGGGUGACCCUGACUACCUCCGGGAUGUUAGCAACCGGAUGAUGGACAACGAGAAGGCCCGGGCCUGCCUCAUUCCCAUGGGGAUAACUUCGGAGAACGUGGCCGAGAGGUUUGGAAUUUCCAGGGAAAAGCAGGACUCCUUCGCCGCUGCUUCCCAGCAGAAAGCGGCACAGGCUCAGAGAAUGGGCCUAUUUGAUGCCGAGAUCACACCGGUAAAAACUACCAUCCUCGAUCCAGCCGGCAACUGUAAAACCAUCACCGUCACCCAGGAUGAUGGGAUCCGAGCCAGCACGACGCUGGCCGGUCUCGGUAAACUGCGGCCAGCAUUCAAGGAGAAUGGCAGCACCACAGCAGGGAACUCGAGCCAAGUUAGUGACGGUGCGGCGGCAGUUCUGGUGGCGAGGCGUUCCAAGGCCAUUGAGCUGGGCCUUCCCAUCCUGGGCGUGCUGAGGUCGUACGCGGUUGUUGGUGUGCCGCCUGACAUCAUGGGGAUAGGACCUGCCUACGCCAUCCCAGCGGCGCUGGUGAAAGCAGGACUUACAAUUGAUGACAUUGAUGUGUUUGAAAUUAAUGAGGCGUUCGCUAGCCAGGCUUUGUACUGUGUUGAGAAGCUGGGUAUCCCCAUUGAGAAGGUCAACCCUAAUGGGGGUGCCAUAGCACUGGGACAUCCAUUGGGCUGCACUGGAACUCGACAGAUUGUUACCCUGCUAAAUGAGCUGAAACGGAGAGGGAGGAGGGCCUAUGGUGUUGUAUCCAUGUGUAUUGGGACAGGAAUGGGAGCUGCUGCUGUGUUUGAAUAUCCAGCAAACUGAAGAUUAUGGGUGGAUAAACUGCAUGGGCACAUCACACAAGAGCCCAGUAUUUACUAAUUGAUAAUCCCAGUCUGUGCUCUUCCUUCAUGAUUCAACGAUAUCUAAUAACUUUCACAGAGACUGAUAACUUUUAAUGAGAAAUUCAAACUUCUAAUUAUUUAGUUGAAAGAGUGACAUGUCAAAUAAAAUCAAUCAAAUGCCUAAAAAUCAUAUUCACUAAACACUAAAAUAAAACUAAAAUACUGUGGAUGCUGGAAAUCCGAAACCAAUGCCGAGAAAGCUGGAGAAACUCAGCAUCGCUGGCAGCACCUGAGGAGAGAGAAAUAGAGUUAACGUUUUGAGUCUUCCUCAAGAAGGAAGUUAUGAAGAAGUUAAACUAGACUUGAAAAGUUAACCCUGUUUCUCUCUCCACAGAUGCUGCCAGACUUGCUGAGUUUCUCUACCACAUUCUGUGUUUGACUAAAUUUUCUUUUUGUGGUGACAACCUUUAGAGACAUAGAACUUAGAAUAAGGCCCUUUUGAACCUCCUCUGCUGUUCAAUAAGGUUGUGGUUGUGGUCUCAAUCCCACUUUCCUAUCUACCCAACCCCCAAUUCCAAGACUCCCUUAUCUAUGGAGACAUUGCACUUAUGGUUUAAACUAUAGAGAUAAAAAGUUACUGAUCACUUUUCCCAGAAUUACAGUUCUGAUGAUUGUUCCUAGUGGAUUGCUUCCUUUCUAUGUCCCAACCUGAUAACUACAGAGGAACCUCUAUUAUCCAAACAACACAGGCAGGUCGUAUUUUGUUCGAAUAAUUAAAUGUUCAGAUAAUGGAAUGUUCCGAUAACACAGUUUAGCUAAGCAUUGGGACAUUGCAAUCUUGUUUGGAUAAUCCGAAAUUUGGAUAAUCGUGGUUCCUCUGUACUUGUACCAGAGCUGCCCCUUACUUAGGAGGGUUACACUGUAAGGCUGUUCCUCUAGCUUUGAGCAAAUGUUUCAGCCUUCUAUAACUGAGUGUGAUCUCCCAACUGCAUUCUGUGUGGUGAAUGAUAGAAUCAGCCUUUUGUUUUUUUUUAACAUGCAGGUCUGAUAGAAUUUGCUCAUGAUCUCUCAGUUAGCUGCAGAUCAUACAAGACAAACUUGCGAUUGCUGUCUGUCUGAGAUAUUUGUGCAUUUAUAGGGAAGCCUGUAACCUGAUCUCAAAAUGGUUUCCUCUACCCUUUGCUCCAUGGCAACAGGAAGCAGAUUAUGUUUGCAUCUCAGUAGGUUUGCUAAUUAGUUAUCCCUGAUCCCAACUCUCCUUUCAUAUUAGAAGUAAAGAGAGAAUUUACAGUACUUAGUUUACAAUGUAAUAGGUGUAACACCUUUCUGGGACUUUGGGACACAGGGUCUAUUCAUGGCAUGUUCAGUACCUGCUGAUGUCUCCCAGUGUACUCUCAACAAAAUAAUCAAAGUUUCUUUCGAUCCAUAAUAACUCUCAGGCAGCUACUAGCUCUGACUUUUCAACAACGAGAGAACCUUGAAUUAGUGGACAUUGCAUCUCAGUUUUAAAUGAAACUGUAACUAAGGAAUAUAUUUUUCAAGUCCUAGUUUUUAAUAAGUAGGUAGACAUAUUUUUGAAAUAUCAGGAGUUGACAGUUAUGCUGAGCUGGCAGGAAAGAGGUGUUGAGAUCUGGGGUAAGUCAGCCAUGAUCUUGCUGAAUGUUGGGGCAGGCUGGAGGGGCUGAAUGGACUGCUGCUGUUCCUAAAUCUAACAUUUCAAGACCCUUUUUGUCUAAGCUAUAUUUAAAAUUAAUUCAUAAAAUAUGGUGGAAGAUACAAUGCCAAGCCAUAAUAAAGUUAUAAUUGUAACCGUCUUCCUCAGUCCCUUGUGCGUUGUUCUGCUCCUGAUCAAGUUGCAGUGCCCAGGUCUGUUGCUAAUACUCUGGAAUCAAUGGGCUGAACCCCUCUUCAAGGUGGGAUAAUGUUUUAGCAAAGGGUAGAGGAAACCAUUUUGAGAUCAGGUUACAGGCUUCCCUAUAAAUGCACAAAUAUCUCAGGAGACAGCAAUCGCAAGUUUGUCUUGUACGAUCUGCAGCUAACUGAGAGAUCAUGAGCAAAGCAAGAAAUUAAAAUUUUGUGGAGUUUCGGGUCACCAGGAGUCCAUUGCAUUUGGAAAUCUGUGAUGUGAUGUAAUUAAAAACCCAGUUGCUAGGUUUAACUCCCUGCUUAAAAAGGGGUAGUACCAGGAUGAUUAGAUGCUACAUUUUAGAUUCAGUCACCUUGCUUGACCUGCCACUACGUGGCCAGGCUCACUGACUGCAUGGGCACUUGUGUAAAUGUGAAAUCCUUUAAAUUCUGAAGCCUAGACUCAUUGCAUGAUUUCGAAACUGUGCAACUCUCCUCCCUCAGAUUUCCCUUUUUUAACAGUGUGCACAUGUUGGAAACCAACAUUUACAGCCUCCCUAUUCAGCCAAUCCCUGUCAUCUCUCUUGCUCUCUUCCACCUUGUAACAGAACCAUGAUGAUGGGAAUCUGGGGAGCUCACUGAUGUUGUCAGCCUGGCUUAUGUGCUGGGGAUACUUUGCAUCCUUCUCUUCUUGCUGACUAAAACAGCACGUAGGACUGCGGUGCAGCCAGAUGUAGAGACUCUAAACACAGACAACCAGGGACCGCAGCUUGUUUCAUUCAAUAAAACACAGACUCAUUCUUCCUGGCUGAUUGGCAGGGUGCGUUAUCGCUGUCACUAUCCUCAGCAACAGGUCACAGUUAUUUUUAAUCAACCUGUUCCGAGAUGUUAAGACACCUUUGGAGCAGAUGGCACUUGAGAGCCUGGGCCUCCUGGCUAAGAGGUUAGGACUAUACCACUGCACCACAUGAUCUCACAUCAGGUUAUACUGGAAAACUGAAUGGUUAAUUAAGCGUGAUUCAGACUGGGAUAUGUUUGAUCGUGUAAUAAGAAGGAACAACAUUCAUUCCAAGUGUUUGUUUUUUGCUGAGGUUGGUAAGUAAAGAGUGUUAGAUGCAUUUUGUUUCACGACUAAAAUCAUCAUCUUUCUUACGGUUAAGCUGACUUGUUUUCCAACUUCUUUCUAAUAAAGGUGUUAUUCUUAAAAUACA
Chiloscyllium plagiosum (whitespotted bambooshark) is the source of this 4724-nucleotide messenger RNA. It is a transcript of the gene acaa1, whose product is annotated as acetyl-CoA acyltransferase 1. Gene Ontology annotation, molecular function: acetyl-CoA C-acyltransferase activity. NCBI's taxonomy places the organism in Eukaryota, Metazoa, Chordata, Chondrichthyes, Orectolobiformes, Hemiscylliidae. Gene Ontology annotation, cellular component: peroxisome. The record is from RefSeq and is a predicted model, not a curated record. Gene Ontology annotation, biological process: phenylacetate catabolic process; fatty acid beta-oxidation.